AUGAGUGCUGACACCAAGCUUAUUCUAAGUCUUGUUAAUCGAAUCGCUGUUCGGCUACCGAGCAAUAAUGGACGACAGCUGGAUAAUCUGGAAAGCGAUCCUUUGAUUCAACAAACGUAUUUUCGAUUACCUACCAUUGCAAGCACCUUGGUGACCGUGUUGGAAAAUAUAUCAAAGUCUUCACCCAUCGCUUUAUCCGACGAAUUUAUACCGCACGAUGUGCUGCAAUCACAGCUGUUUUUAUUACGCAUGUUGUCAGCAUGUAUGCAACACCAUUGGCAAUUUUAUCGCCAGUCGCGAAAGACAAUGUCAGUCCACAGCUCCGAAUCAUUAGCUCCACAAUCGCCCGUAUCCGGCAUGAGUCGAGAAGGAUCUAUGCAUAGUGCCUCAGAAACGAUGCUUUCCACGCAUAGUCAUCACAGCAGUAGUACUAGCAACAACAUCCAUCAUCAUCAUCCUAGCCACAACAACAUUCACCACGGCCAUCACGACAGUAUAAGUAAUAAUAGCAACAAUAGCAACAGCAGCAACAGCAACACCAACCUGCUACCAGGCGAGUUGGAAGAUCCUCCACCGCUCGAGGACAAUUUGGCCAAAUACAUUGUCGCCAUCAUGUCACGAUUCAUGCACCAAAUGGCUACGGCGGAAGAACGGGAUGUCGGUUCGGGUGUAGCCAAUAUUAUGACGCGGACAGAAUAUAAUGCUACUGGCACGACUGGAACACCAUCGGAUAUCAUGCUAGAUAUUUACAAGGCUGCAAGUCGUGUGGUGUUUUAUGUCAGUGCGAGUAAUUGGCCGAUCAUGUUCGGUAAGAUCAAGGCACGGAUACUGUAUCUUUCAACGACCAUGGAUGAGAACCCAGAAACAGCUGAUAUGCGAUUACUGGAAUGCUCGGCAUUGAAUGCAAAGCGAUUGAGCAUGAUUCUUACAGAACUCUGCUCUACGUUUAUGCAUUUAAAGAAAUCAGCACAAUUAUUUGUCGCGGUGACAUUACGUCGUGCUAUCUGGAAUUGGAUUGAAACAUAUCCGUCCGAGUUUAUGCGGUUAUGCCACAGUCAGAAACGGUUGGAUGGUGGUCCCGAAAUUCUGUUUGAUAUUUGUAAUUCGCUUGCCGAUACGACGAGAAAGAAAGCAGUGCUGUGGCCGCUACAAACCAUGCUGUUGAUCUUGUGUCCUGAUGUAUUGCUAGCAUCCGCAUUGUCUGAAAGCAGAGGAGUGCAAAACAAAAAGACAAUAUUCCUUAGCGCAUUGAAAAAGUCACUCAAGGGCACACGGAUGGCCGAACUAGCAGCCAUCUGCUAUGUCGACAUUUGCAAGGCUGCAACAUAUGUGUCGAAAUCCGACGUGUCUGCACUGCGCCAUAUUGUCCCGGACAUUGAAAACGAGCUCAAGGAGAAAUUAUUUGAUAUCCAACGACCCUUGAUUCCCGACAGCCUGAUGGGUAACCUUGGCAUCAUUAUCGAUCAUCGCUGUCUCCUAGCCGACUGUCUGGUUGCCAUGUUCCGACUCAACCCACGUGGCGUCAUUCACAGCUUGUUUCCGACUUGUCUUGACGACCGUGCUCCGACACUUUUCAAAAUGUCCCUCGUCAAAGCGUGUCUUGCACUGGCUGCAGAAGAGAACCGCCUCCCUUGGAACCCGCCUGUGUCUGCCCUAUAUGAUUCGCUCUGUGGUCCCUUGCGCAGAUUGUUUUUGGAUUUCACCAGUCGUGAUCCUGCAAAAUCCGAAACGAGUAGUCAGAACACAACCCAAUCCUCAGGCCGCAAGACUAUCAUUAAUCCAUCCUCUAUAGACAAAAAGAAACGUGAUGUGCGCAACCUGAUAGUCACCGAACGAUGUGAACUUAUUUUAGACGUAUUACGUCUGUAUCAAACGGAUCCCAAGCUGGCAAUCUUGGGCGAUAAUGAUGACCGGUACGAACAAAACGCAUCCGUGAUGGUUGCCAUCACAAACUGUUUACGAGAUCAGAGACCUAUUGUCCGUGAUGCUGCCGCAGAAUGCUUGUCGAAACUGCACGCACCGGAUUAUAUCGUAGCAUGGGGAUCUUCGAGUAGAUUUAUAGAGUCCUUUUGGAAAAUUUCAUCGCAGGUCGUCUUUACGCUCGCAAAGCAACUGCUGGACACCAGGGAACGUGAUGACGGCCUAAAGAAAUUGCUCGACUUGCUAGCCAGAAUCCUAACUUUGCGAAAUGAUUUUUUACGUUUGCAUCAAGAUAUUGCCAUGCAUGGUUCUGAUGUACGAGAACGGUUACAAGCAUCGAUUGGAUUAGAAGUAGCAUUGUUGGUAUUGUUAUGUUCGGCAGACCCAGAUAUUUGCUCUGGUGCCAUGGCUUGCUUUGGACACAUUUGUUUGGAGGCGCAUAUCACUGACAGCACUGAAGAUCCACAACAACAAGCACUGACGAUCGUCGACAACUUACCCGUUUAUAUUGAACUGACAUCAAGCACGGGUAUCAUUGCUGGCCGCAAAUCUCAACAGAAACGUAUCAGACGGUUAUUGCGCAUGAUGUCGCACUAUGCGCCAGGCAAUUUGGCUGCUUGGGAAGAAGCAUGGAAACGGUGGAAGUACAUGACACCGUCCAUGAUCCGAUCUUACGAAGAGCCGAGGGAAGAAGUCAACGACUUGAACAACAACAGUAGUAACAAAAAGAGUGCACCAUGGCAUGACAAGUUGCGCAACAACGCCAUGCGCACCAACAGCACGAACAGCAGCAACAUGUCCUCAUCGACAGGGGCCUCUUCCGCAACCAUGGGCAGCACCACGCGUAUGGACGGUAUUGAUGAUGAUCGGUCUUCAGAAUGGCAAAACUAUGCUGGCUUUUUGGCCUCGUUAGGUGGUGUGUGUCUCAUGGCCGAUUCAUCAACUGCUACACCAUCGUCGCCCACAUCUCCCGCCAUACCUAAGAACAACAACGCACGCAGCGGUGGUCCCAACAACAGCAACUCUUCAUCAUCGACUACAGCAACAGCAGCAGGUGAAUCGCCUUAUCGUCGUAUCUCUGCACCAACCGAAUCCGCUGCCAUGGUUGACAAGUUUGUGAUGGAAAUGGUCGAGCUAUUGAUUUGCGACAACGUCAUUGUUCGUGAAUGGGUACGUGAAAUAUUGGGCACGGACCUCUCACCUACGCUGUACCCAAUCAUGUUCCGACACUUGGAAAACACCUUAGCAAAAUGCUUUGCCGCCGACCACGAUCCAAUCUGUAGUCCUCGAUACACACUGUUUGUCGAACAAGCCAUCUCAGUCCUUAAACUUGUAUUGGACCGUAUGGACGACGCGGUCGACAACUUGUUCACAGUCGAUUUCAGCGGCCUGAUCAGCCAAUACGCUCAAUACCUGAACAAAUUAGGCAGCAACCAGCAAUCGAUGAAAAUCAAAAUUAAAAUGUGUCAGCUAUGUGAAGUGUUGAUGAUUCGCAAGGACCGUAUUACGCUGCGUCAAGAGUUCCGUCUGCGCAACAAAUUGUUGGAAAUCAUUGUCGAAUGGACCAGUGACUUUGCGCUCAAGCCAGAGAGCUCGCCAAUGAACAAUGAGACAACAACACAAACUGAAAAGUUGCAACGGGAUUUGGAUUUGGCGUGCUUGAAAACGAUUGAAGUUUUGUUGCAUCAGUUGCCAUUGCAGCCAUCCGAACCCGUUCACGAAACAGACUCGACGCAGGUCAAGAGCAGGAUCUUUUAUCGUUACUUUACGUUCUUUUUAAAGCUGUUGAAUCGCUGCAGAAUCUCGGAAAUUGAGUCGACCCCGACGAAUUUGCCACGACAAGAGAUCAUGCUUGUUAACAAGAACAAGGAGAGUGCGACAAUAUUGGCACCACUCAAGAAUUAUACAAUUCUGGCCCUAUCCAAUUUACUGAGUGCUAACGUGGAUGCUGGUCUCAAGUAUUCGCUUUCCAUGGGCUAUCAUGAAGAUACGCGUACACGAACAGCCUUCAUGCAGGUUCUGACCAAUAUUUUAAACCAAGGCACGGAAUUCGAGACGUUGGCUGAAACGGUCAUGACGGAUCGAUACGAGAAGCUUGUUGACAUGCUUGUCGAAUUUGAUCUCAACAUUGCAUUGUCACUGUGUGAUGUCUGUCCAUCCUCCGAUAUCGAUGAAGUCGCCAAUGUGCUUCUUGCUUGUUUUGCAUCACGCGGCAAGACGCUUGUUUUGCUUGAAGCUGUCAUUGAAAAAGAAGUCAUUAAUACGACGAGCGAAACGGAUUUAUUCCGUAAAACGAGUAUUGCUACACGUCUGUUAUCGGUAUUUGCCAAGAACUAUGGUGCUGAAUAUGUACGGUCAACACUACAGCCCGUUUUCACAAAACUUGGCGAAAAACCAGCAGAAGAAAAGACGUUUGAACUAGACCCCUCCAAAGCAGGACCAGGUGAAGAUGUCAACAAGAACAAGCAAAAUGUGGUCAGUGCGACCGAGUUAUUCUUAAACUCAAUUUGCGCAUCCGCCAGUGAAGCACCACGCAUCUUCCGCGAAGUGUGUCAAUGCAUCCUCAACUCUGUACUAAAACGAUUCCCUGAAGCCAUGCAUACCGCAUUGGGCGCCUUUGUGUUUCUGCGUUUCUUCUGUCCUGCCAUUGUGGCCCCUGAAUCCGAAGGUCUUGUCAAGAACAGCGUGUCUGUGUCACGUGAGAUGCGACGUGGCCAUCUGAUCGUCACCAAGGUCAUUCAGAAUCUGGCCAACAAUGUCUUAUUUGGUGCCAAGGAAACGUACAUGAUUGUGCUGAACGACUUUUUGACGAGCAACAUUUAUAAAGUCACAAGCUUCUUGCGCGAGAUUUCCAAGGUGCCUGCGCUACCUGCUGCUUCAGCAAACGGCGAUGACAAUAGCUCUGCCACGGUGGAAAUGCGACACAUGGACGACAAGGAUUAUGCUUUGUUACAUCGUGUUUUGGCAGAUAACAUGGAACGUAUAUCGCGUGAUUUGGCGACACGACGAUUACGACAGUUUAAUGAUCAGGACUCGAUGGCUGUCUGGAAACGAACAUUCGAUAAGUUUGCCAAUUUGCUUGCACAGUUGGGACGACCGCCCGAUAUACCCAAACAAGAAUUUAGCGGCAUGCGUAGCUACAAAUUUGCAGCUGCGAACCAGCUGUAUGCGGAAUUCAUGCGUCGCAAUGGUCAUCGAGGCGUCGAGAGCAUCGUGUCGAAAAAUAUUUUCUAUGAAGGCGGCACAUCCAAGAGUGGACGGCCUGUCUUUUACUUCAUCUUACGCAAUGUUGUAGCCGACAGUAUCGACUUUGAACUGUUGAUCUAUUUUAUUCUUCAGACCUUGGAAAGAGUGGCAAACAAGUCGUGUGAAUUGGUAUUGGAUCUGACACAGUUUGGCCCUUCCAAUGAAAUCCCAAGCCAAUGGAUCAGCCAGCUAUUGCAGCUACUACCGUUUGACAUGUACGACAAUGUGGCCAUGAUCCAUAUUUACAACCCCAACUCGUUCCUCCGCAAAUACGUCAAGAAGCUUCCGCGCCCUGUUACCCACAAGAUCAGCAAGCGCAUUUCAUUUGCAGUGACGCUGGUCGAACUGCAAGAACACAUCAAUGCCUCCGAGAUCCGUCUACCCAAAUCCACCACUGGCUUGGAAACUGAACCCAGUGCCGUCUUUUUCCCCGUCAAUCGGAUAUCCCAGUUUAAGGCCCAAGUACCUGUCACUGUCAAGGUCGGCGCCGAAUACGUGCAAGUUAUGACAGUGCGCAAGCAAGAGUUGUUGUACAACAUUAGUGCGGUGACCAAUGAUGUAUUCCACGUAUCUGAGAUCGAGGAUAUUGCAUUGGGCGGCCAGCACUCUUCUUCGUCAGCAGCAGCAGCAGCAGCACGUGAUGACAACAGCAUUAGUAGUAUCACAGAAUUUAGCUUCAAGUACAACAAGGGCAAGUCGCAAAUCACAUUCUCUUCACCCAAGCGCGAUACUUUGGCUGGUGCGAUCCGACAUAGCAAGCGACGCCAUGAAAUGACCAAGCCUACGAACCUAUCUGAACGCACGAUCCGGCCCAAUGAUGUCCCCGGUCGAUUGCUCAACAUGGCCUUGUUGAAUAUCGGUAGCGACGACCCCAACUUGCGAUUGGCUGCCUAUAAUCUGCUGUAUUCGCUUAGCAUGACGUUCAACUUUGAUGUAGGCAAACAGUUGUUGGAUGCAAAGGAUUUGUGUUUGCCGGCAAACAGCAGCUCGUUCAUUGUCAAUAUUAGCGAAAAGCUGGCAGCUACAGAACAAGGAUUUACAUUGGAGUUUUUGAGCGAGUGUUUUGUCGGUUUUAACAAGUCGAGUGAGCCUUUGCGGUACCUGUGCUUGGACUACAUGACGCCUUGGUUGCCCAACCUUGCCCAGUUCUGUCGAGGAUCACCUGAAGAUGUGGCCAAGACCAAGGAAGUGUUGCGCUUGUUGAUCGAUCUUACUGUGGCGCGUACUGAUAUGUACAAACUCGUCCAAGCCAAGAUUUGGAAAACGAUUGGCAAGGUAGACGAUAUAUUAAACACUGUCCUCGACUCGUUCAUUCUGUUUUCCAACCAACACGGUGUCGGUUCCCUACAAGCCGAAGCCAUGGCCGAUACAUUUGUCACACUAUCCAACGUGGCUGUUCGCGGCAAGGUCAUUUCACGCCUGCGCAAGGUCCUGCAAAAGACAUCCUUCAAGCCCACGCGUAUGUUGACAGAUCAUCCAACAUGGAUCGAGAUUGCCGUCCUUAUCCGGUUCAUUCUGAUGCUUUCGUUCAACAAUCGCGGGCCAGUCAAGAGCUAUGUUCCCGAAAUCUUCCAUAUUGUAUCGCUUGUGGUGGGUGUGGGUCCCACCAUGGUCCGUGCAUCCGUUCAUGGUCUGGUAGUCAACAUGAUCCAGUCUCUGUGUACCUCGAUGCCACUCACAGAAACCAACGUGAAGAAACUCCAAUUGAUGCUUACCGAAUUGUCUGAUUCAAAGUCCCGUUUGUUGUUUGGCCUGUUCAAACCACACGCCAAUGCAUUCACCAUCAACGCGGAAACGCUUACUGAUAUCACCGAACCCAUCCAGCUUGGGUCACUCGAGACGAUCGUAAACCAAUUGCUCGAAGUAUUACACUGUGGCGCACCAUCCAUAGAUGUGGCGAACACUUGGCGAGCCCGAUGGAUGAGUUUGGUCGCUAGCACUGCGUUCCAGUUCAACCCUGCAAUCCAACCACGCGCUUUUGUUGUACUGGGCUGUCUUGGUCGUGAAGAAAUCGAUGACGACUUGCUAUAUCAAAUUCUGGUCGCACUCCGAGGCGCAUUGGCUAUCUUUAACGAGUCUGAUCCCAACUUGGUUUUGAGUAUCAUGAUGUGUUUGAAGAACAUUGUCGAAAGCUUGCCAGGUGAUUCGCGAUACCUUUUGCAGUUGUUCUGGGUAGCCGUUGCUUUAGUCCAAGUCAAUCACAGCCCUAUCUUUGUCAUGGCGAUCGAAUUGUUGCAAGCAGUCCUGCGCGCGCUCGAUGCAAGCGAGUUCUUUGUCGGCGACACCGUGUCGGACGUAUUGCUCGCAGCACGAGAACCUAUGGCUGAAGUGGCUCGCCAACUCGACCUCUUGUGUGGCGUCAACUUUGAAAGUCAUUUCUCGUUUGCCAUUGCUGGUACCUUUAUGAAAGGGUUACGGCACAGCAACGCCAAGGACAUGAUCUAUACUGGCCUGACGACAUUCUUGGACAUUGAAUGCAAACAAACACCCACAGGUAGCGGCGACGACAUGAUCGAGUCACGGACAUUGGGCUACGUUGCUGGCUUAUUACCCAUUGCUGCCAAGAACGAAGCACUUAAGGAGCUACUGCGACUGGCGGGUCUGGACGGUAUCUAUGACGACGAAAUGGAUGCCAUGUUCUUUGAUCCCAAAUAUACCGGGGGACCCAGCAAAGCAGCUAGCAGCAGUUUCUACUAUGGCAUCUUUGACCGCUUGGAUAUACCCGAUAAUACGACUGCCCUGCUGUUGAUAUCAUUACUCGCAACCCAGCUCAAUUCUGCCGACAACGAAUCCGAACGCUUGUUUAUUUACGGUCUGCUCGCUGAAGCAGCAGUGGCCAUGCCCGAAGUGUUUGCUCUCGUCUACGACACGUUGUUGCCAAAGAUGAACCAGAUUGUCGUCAGUAGCCAGACGCAGCCCAUCAUUGAGUCUGUCAAGUCUAUCCUGGUCACCGCCUGUUCCGAUCCAGUGUUCGGCGACUCCAAGAAUAGACGAAGCCAGAAGAUGCUACUGGAAGAGUUAGGAUUUACUGCGCUAGGUGAUCCAACAUUUGGUGCUGCAGCUACAAAUGUCCUCCAAAAUGCAAAGCUUGCUAGUGAAAUUGUGGAGAAAAUUAUUGCAUAA
Molecule: messenger RNA, 8289 nt
Organism: Zychaea mexicana
Lineage: Eukaryota; Fungi; Mucoromycota; Mucoromycetes; Mucorales; Lichtheimiaceae
Exons: 13
Coding region: 1-8289 (2762 amino acids)
Biological process (GO): regulation of GTPase activity
Source: RefSeq, a predicted model, not a curated record